AUGUCAAUUCCCUACUCGAGCCUCCAAAAUGUUCCCCUCUCAUACGCUUCCUGCUCGAUCGGCUGCGGUCCGAACAGCACACUCCCGCUCCGACUCCAAGCAAUCAGCGAAGCAGGCUUUAGCGCAAUCGAGCUCUCUUUCCCAGACAUCCUAGAAUAUGGCGCGGAAAUCACAGGCAAUGAAAUCGCACCGGACAACUAUAUGGCAAUUUUACCCGUGGCUGUGGAGAUCCGCAAACUAUGCGAUGAACGCAAGUUGAAAAUCAUGAUGCUACAACCAUUCUCAAACUUCGAAGGUUGGUCUAAGGGCUCUGUUGAGCGUGAGGAGGCAUUUGCCCGAGCGACAGGCUGGAUGGAAAUUAUGAAUGUCGUGGGUACAGAUUUGUUGCAGGUCGGAGCAACAGACACACCGGGACACAUAAUCACCAGCGACCGCGAUGCGAUCAUCUACGACUUGCAAGUUUUAUCCGACCUUCUCGCAAAACGCAACUACCGCCUCGCCUAUGAGAACUGGUGUUGGGCGACCCAUGCACCGGGAUGGAAGCAUGUCUGGGAGAUUGUGAAAGCCGUAGAUCGCCCAAAUUGUGGGUUAUGUUUGGAUACAUUCCAAACUGCGGGCAGUGAAUGGGGUGAUCCGACUACUGAGUCUGGUCUAAUUGAGUCAGUCCCGCAGCCUGAGCUACAGAAGCGGUUCGAGGCGAGUAUGGAUGAGCUUGCCAAAUCUGUGCCAAGUGAGAAGAUUUAUUUGCUUCAGAUCUCAGAUGCAUAUAAGGUGUCGCCGCCGUUGGAGGACAAGGUUAUUGGUGGAUUGAGACCAAAGGGUCGCUGGAGUCAUGAUUAUAGGCCUAUGCCAUAUGACGGUGGCUAUUUGCCUAUUGAGGAUGUUGCGAAGGCGGUGCUCAAAACGGGGUUCCGGGGUUGGUUCUCAAUGGAGAUCUUUGAUAGUGGACCGCAGGGGACUGGGAAGCAGUACGAGCUGGGGUCUUUUGCGGCAAAGGCUAUGGCUAAUAUGCAAAAGCUUUUGAAGAAUUGUGCGACGGAUUGA
This is a messenger RNA of Penicillium griseofulvum, 1044 nucleotides long. Its product is annotated as sugar phosphate isomerase/epimerase family protein. The transcript is spliced from 2 exons. Bases 1 to 1044 code for a protein of 347 amino acids. Lineage: Eukaryota; Fungi; Ascomycota; Eurotiomycetes; Eurotiales; Aspergillaceae. The record is from RefSeq and is a predicted model, not a curated record.